GAGGAAGAAGAGGACGUGACGUAGCUGUGCUUGAUUUAAAAUGGCGACGAUGAGGCUUUAGAAGAAGGGAACACAAGUGACGAACUUAGAAACAUAACAAACUAAAGGGAAAAUUGCCGCUUUUACAAAGGAAACACCAACACUUGACAUAAGCCGGAUCUUUCUAAGGUUCAGACAUGACCGAGCAAGCCAGCGUCAGCUCGGAGGGCAUCGUGGGCCUGGAUGAGCCCAAGAAGAUGACCAGGGAGGACUGGAGGAAGAAGAAGGAGCUAGAGGAGCAGAGGAAGCUGGGAAAUGCUCCAGCUGAGGUGGACGAGGAGGGAAAGGACAUAAACCCUCACAUCCCACAGUAUAUUUCAUCAGUGCCGUGGUAUAUCGACCCAUCCAAAAGGCCCACGCUAAAGCAUCAGAGACCACAGACUGAAAACGAGAGGCUCUACUCAGCCAUUGGAGAUUGGUAUAAGAGAGGAGUACAAGAAAAUGCAGUUGUCACUAAAUUUCGUAAGGGGGCUUGUGAAAAUUGUGGCGCCAUGACGCACAAGAAGAAGGACUGUUUGGAGAGACCUAGAAAAGUUGGGGCGAAAUACACAGGCACAGGCAUAGCACCAGACGAACACACUCAGGUUCAGCUCUCGAUGGACUACGACGGGAAGCGGGAUCGCUGGAAUGGAUAUGACCCUGAGGAACAUCAGCGCAUCGUGGAAGAGUAUGCCAAAGUAGACCUGGCCAAAAGAACUCUGAAGGCACAGAAACUUCAGGAUGAGUUGGCCUCUGGAAAACUGGACCAAACUGAGUGGGAACAUGACAGUGAGGAUGAGGAUGAAGAUAAAUAUGCAGAUGACAUUGACAUGCCCGGCCAGAACUUUGACUCCAAGAGACGAAUCACUGUCAGGAAUCUUCGUAUCAGAGAAGACACAGCUAAAUACUUGAGGAAUCUGGAUCCAAACUCCGCCUACUACGAUCCAAAGACUCGAGCCAUGAGAGAGAACCCGUACUCCAAUACUGGCAUGAAUCCAGACGAAGUGGGGUACGCUGGAGACAACUUUGCACGCUAUUCUGGGGACACAAUCACCAUGGCUCAAACACAGUUGUUUGCCUGGGAGGCCUAUGAGAGAGGCUCAGAGGUGCAUCUGCAGGCCGACCCCACCAAGCUGGAGCUGCUCCACCGAUCCUUCAAGGUCAAGAAAGAGGACUUCAAAGAGCAACAGCGGGAGAGCAUCUUGGAGAAGUAUGGAGGUCAAGAGCACUUGGAUGUUCCAUCGCGGGAGCUGCUGUUGGCCCAGACAGAGGACUAUGUGGAGUACUCUCGUCACGGUGCUGUACUGAAGGGACUCGAGAAGGCCGUCGCCCGCUCCAAGUAUGAGGAGGAUGUGCUCAUCAACAACCACACUUGUAUUUGGGGCUCUUACUGGAAGGAUGGCUGCUGGGGAUACAAGUGUUGUCACUCCAUGGUCAAACAGAGUUACUGCACAGGAGAGGCUGGAAUUGGAUUAAACAAUUCAGAAUGUGUUCCAUUUGAAGAGGGAAUCGCUGAGCCACAGGAGGAGGAACAGCCCAAAACUCUGCUGGAGAUGCAUCGGGAUAAGAUGAUGAAAGAGAAAAAGAAGAAAAAGAAGAGUAAAAAGAACAAGAAGCGUGGCUCUGACAGCAGUGACUCAGAGGAUGAGGAGAAGAAGAGGGAGAAGUUGAGGAAGGCCCUUGAGGCAGAGGACAAACGGGUGAAGCACAUAGAAGCAAUAAUGCAACUGGAUGAGAGGAAGAGGCCGUACAGCAGCCUGCAGGAAGUGAAGGCGCCCACCGAGGAGGAGAUGGAGGCCUUCCGCAUGAAACGCAGCCGGCCAGAUGAUCCCAUGGCUUCCUUCCUGGGACAGUGACCUCCUCACCUAUCCCUGCUGACCCCCCUAAACUCUCCCCAUGGACACUACCAGAGCAGUUGCUCGGUGAAAAAAAAAGUCUCCGACUCAUAAAACUCGACUCUCAUCUUGUAAACUUUGAGCAGGAGCCUGCUGUUUGGUUGCAAAUGCUACAGAAACUGUGUACAGUAUUUUGUUAAUUUCGUAUUGCACAUUUCUUGUUUUUGAAGCCACAGGUCGACAAACCAUAGGACAGUAACGAUGUGUGAUUUAGUUUGUACUUAACCCAGUUCAACAGAAAAUUAAAUGUAAAAAUGACAAUAUUCAGAGGUACUUUUAAACACAUUUCAGUCAAAUACAAACUGGAGCUGUCCUCAGUCUUUACAGUGAUUUUAGCAAGUACUCUUAGUAGGGUUAACGCUUUUUAUAAAUAAAACAUAUUUGUCAGAAUA
Molecule: messenger RNA, 2305 nt
Organism: Lates calcarifer (barramundi perch)
Lineage: Eukaryota; Metazoa; Chordata; Actinopteri; Centropomidae
Gene: slu7
Product: SLU7 homolog, splicing factor
Exons: 15
Coding region: 177-1874 (565 amino acids)
Biological process (GO): mRNA splicing, via spliceosome
Cellular component (GO): spliceosomal complex
Molecular function (GO): pre-mRNA 3'-splice site binding
Source: RefSeq, a predicted model, not a curated record